AUGCCGCCUCUGAUCCCCGUGGAAAGGCCAGUGGCAGAAGCCAUACCCAAUCCGAAGUCCAAAUCCAUGCUGCAAGCGUUGCAGCUUCGUGCCCGGGCGCGCGGCCGAGGCCGAGGGCGCGGGCGAGGCAUCAACGCCAAGGCGAUGCCCAGGCCGCCGGCAAGAACCCCAUUGAAGUUGAAGGACCUACAAGGGCCAGUUUUCGCGGGCGCCGCAGCAGCGGGUGCCGGCCUACAAACAGCACAGUAUGGCAAGCGUGCCGGCGACCUUGCUGCAGCCCUGGAUAAGAUCACGCCGCCCUCUCUGGCCUCUGUGGACUCAGAAGCGCUGCCCGCGAAGAAGUUCCGGAAGUACUGCAUGGAAGGCGCACUCGAGGAAGUUGAAGUCUCCAAGGAGGCCAGGGCGAAAUCGGCUGUGAGUUUGGGUGAUGACUUCGUCGACUCGGAAGCCUCUGAGAGCGACGAUGAGUUGGAUGAUAACGACGAUGACGAGGACGAAUGUGCCCCGAAGAAGAAAAAGCGCAAAGGUCCUGGGCACGUGAAGGAUGUUCCGCCAGGAGCCCCGGCCGCUGCAUCCGCUUCUGAGGAGGUCUUGAGUGCCAUUUCAUCUGCGGAAGGCGCAGGCGAUGCGGUCCUUCCUGGUGGCAGCUCAUUUGGGCCUCGCUUCAGCAAUCUCUCCCAGAACGAACUUGCGGCAGCAAGGUCGAAGUGGCAGUUGCACAGCCUGGCGGGCACCGAGCAGACCAGCUCCGAGGACAACCGCAAGGCCGCCGCCGACCUCUUUGCGAUCCUGCGUCAGCGGCGUGAGGCGCGCGAAGGCACAGCCACCCAGACGGAGGAGGUUGCGGAGGCUCCCAGCCGCCCCGUCUUCCGCCGACCCCGCGCCAAGACAGCGGAAGCAGAAGCCCCGCCCGCUGCCACACGGACGGAGGCCUUCAGCACUCCAGGAGUUCGCAUACUGGAAGAGUGUGUCGCUGGUUCUGGACAAAGAGUUCCAGGCCGCCGAAAGGCAGCGGAGGACGUGCCCGUAGCGGUCAACGCUGCCAAGAAGCGAAAGACUGCCUCCGUUUGCGUCGCGCAAGAUGCGGAUGGCUGA
Symbiodinium pilosum is the source of this 1095-nucleotide messenger RNA. The record is from the annotation of a GenBank genome assembly. NCBI's taxonomy places the organism in Eukaryota, Dinophyceae, Suessiales, Symbiodiniaceae.